UAAAAACGAAUAAAUGAAAUUUACAUCUGAUCAUACGUUAACUACACAUACAAGUCUUAUUUUAGGGUUUAUUCCGCAAGUAGCGCCCAUAACUCCCCUUCAAUGGCGGAGAUCCAAUCCCUUCCUCCGUCUCUUUUGGAGUCUUACCUUUUCUUCUUCUCUUCUCUCCUUUUUCUGAGAUUUGUAAGCUUCUGAUUUUCCAUUUGAAGGAAUUUUUCUUCAAAUCCCUAAUUUUCAGACGGAGAUUUCAAAGAUUUCUUAAGGAUUAGGGAAAAUUUUCAGAUCUAAUUUCGGAAUUGCACGUCGAGAUCUUGGAAUUCCAGUACAGCAUCGCAUUCUGCUGAUGGUGUGGUGGCUGUUUGUUUCUUGAUUUGGGAUUUUUGUUCUUCUUCUAGAAUUUUGACGAAUUGCGAUCUGCUUAGGAAUGCGGUUGCGAUUGCUGCUGCUGGAUAUUAGAUCUUUCAGUUACGGCAUUUUGCGGUAGGUUUGUGGAACCACGAUGCUGGGUACGCCUAAAGGGAUGCCGGGUUUUCCCGCCUUCCCGAGGUCGAUUUCGUCGAUUGUGGUGUGGGUGGGUGGGUUGGCUCUGUUCCUUAUCCUCGCUUCUUGGAUUCUGAUUUCGUAUCCGGUGGGCGUCGACCAGGCGAGGAAGUCGGGAUUGGCGUUUCUCAGCGUUAACCAGACGGCGAAUCUGAUCCAACGGACAAAAUCUUUUAGAAGUGGCAGCAGUGGCCAACGAGAUGGGAGCGGUAUAUUGGGCUUUUCCAGAUCUGGUGGGGGUGUGGCACCGGGAGGCAUGUUAUCAUCUGAUGGAAUGCGAGAAGUGGAGCCUGCUGGUGGGUCAGUUUCUGUUAAUGGUAGUGAGGGGGUGGAGGUUCCAGGGACCACUUUAGCGGGCACGCUGACAUCUUUGAAUUCCACAACGACGAUGGUGCCUGUCUCUUCAGCUGUAUCUGACAGUGGUGGGAAGGUGGAUUCAGGAGCGUCUGAUGAUGGCUCGACCCCUUCUUCGAAUUCGACGGUCAUGAUGGAGCCUGUUGCCCUUGUUCCCUCAGGUCUGCUCGAGAAGUCUGGGAAGGCUGAUUCAAGGAGCUGUGAUCUGUACCGUGGUAAAUGGUUUCGUGAUCCAGCUGGGCCCCUUUACACGAACAACACAUGUCCUAUCAUAACACAGAUGCAGAACUGUCAGGGAAAUGGACGGCCAGAUAAGGAUUAUGAGAACUGGAGAUGGAAACCUGAGCAGUGUGAUCUCCCGAGAUUAGAUCCCAAAAAGUUCUUGGAGCUAAUGAGAGGGAAGACAUUAGCCUUCAUUGGAGAUUCUGUUGCUCGAAAUCAAUUUGAGUCUAUGCUGUGCAUACUCUGGCAGGCAGAAGCUCCUAAAAACCGGGGCAACCGAAGAAUGCAGCGUUGGUACUUUAGCUCGGCUGACUUCUUCAUUGUCCGAAUAUGGUCGUCAUGGCUUGUCCACAGGACAUCAGAGCCCUUCCAAUUUGCUCCAGAAGGCGUCGACAAGCUCCACCUCGAUGCCCCAGAUGAGGGCUUCAUGGAAUUCCUACCAAGGUUCGAUGUUGUCGUCCUCUCCUCAGGACACUGGUUCGCCAAGCAAUCUGUCUACAUUCUCAACAAUGAGAUUGUUGGUGGGCAGCUGUGGUGGCCCGACAAAUCCCGGAAAAUGAAAAUAGACAAUGUGGAAGCAUUUGCAAUAUCCGUUGAGACCAUUCUCACCGCGAUGGCCACACACCCAAACUACACAGGGAUAACCAUAGUGCGUUCAUACUCACCCGACCAUUAUGAAGGGGGAGCUUGGAACACAGGCGGAUCAUGCACUGGAAAGGUCAGGCCUGCUCUUCAAGGGGAGUUAGCGUUGAAUGGGUUCACGGAGAAAAUGCAUGAGAAGCAGGUAAUGGGUUUUCAAAAGGCACUGAAGAAGGCGACAAACAAGUCAAAAUUGAGGUUGAUGGAUAUCACAGAGGCAUUUGGGUACAGGCCUGAUGGCCACCCAGGUCCAUACCGGAGCCCCGACCCAAACAAGAAGACAAAGCGGGGGCCGCAUGGUGAGCCCCCGCCGCAGGACUGCUUGCAUUGGUGCAUGCCCGGCCCGGUUGAUACGUGGAACGAGCUUGUGCUCGAGAUCAUUAGGAGAGAAUUAGAGGAUGCAUGAUCGGCAAUGGUUGCUCACGCAUGUGUCCAUGCAAUUGUUGUAAUUUUGUAGGUUGAAAAGGUUAAUCAAUCACCCAGGGAGAAGCUAGGUUUGGGAAAGAGGACCAAAAAAGUCCAAUGCCCCCAUAUAGGAUUGACGAGAAAAUACCCUCGUGAACAGAGUGAUGGGCAUCUCCAGGCUAAGUCGAUUAUAGGCAUGCUUAGAAACUUGGGGGGGUGUGUGUUUUAGUCAAUAUCCUUAAAAUGGGGAUAGGUUAUUUAUAUUUAUACUCCAAAAUUUCUCGUAAUUGUUUCAUUUAUUUCAGUAUA
Molecule: messenger RNA, 2469 nt
Organism: Magnolia sinica
Lineage: Eukaryota; Viridiplantae; Streptophyta; Magnoliopsida; Magnoliales; Magnoliaceae
Product: protein YLS7-like
Exons: 3
Coding region: 500-2161 (553 amino acids)
Cellular component (GO): Golgi apparatus
Molecular function (GO): O-acetyltransferase activity
Source: RefSeq, a predicted model, not a curated record